GUAAACCCUUAUUUUUUUUCCCGAGUCUCUCUCCUCUCACCCCAUCCUUUCCGGACUCUGCCUCCUCUCAUCCAAAUUUUUUUUUUUUGAUUCAUCUUAUCUUUAUCUCUUUGCAUCUUAAUCUUGCAACUGGAACUCCACUAACCAGAUACGAUCUUUGCUGGUUCUGUUCCUCAUCUUAUAAAGCUUCGGCUGGACGAAGCAUCGAAGGGAUCGAGAAGACAGACAGCAGCGGCGGAGGAGGAGGAGGAAGACAGUUCGCUGCUCCUGUUACUACACUACCGUUGAUUUCUCGGUAUGGGACAAUUUUUUUUAAAAGCGUGUGUCUUUGUGAUGGGAUUCGAUGAUGUGAUGAUAUAUAUAUAAAAGGGGUGGGAGAUCUCAAGACCUACCGACGGUGACGCUGGAGAGGCUGAGCCUCCACCCAGAUCUGAAUCGAAGAAGAGGGUACGAGCAAGGAGAGAGCGCGUGACAGUAGUUGCUGCUCAAAGGCUUUUCCGACGAGUCGUUGUUGAUACGCGUUCUCUUCAUGCUUUGAAGCUGAGUAGAUGGCAAAGAGGCUGGGGAUCCCAACUUCUGCCACAUGGUUAGGCUGUCUGACCGUGGGAGUGGAUGGAACAUCGACAAUGGUUGAGAGAUGGUGUAGACGCGCUGUGUGAGCCUGAGAAAAGGAAAGAUACUGAGAGAUUGGUUUAGAGAUUAAGAAACAUACAGAGAAAAGAUUCAUAGGUGCUGCUUCAUUGGGCACGCCAACGCUGAGGACUGCAUCGGCGUUCUUAAUGGAGUAUGCAGUUUAAUUGCAGUUGUUUAAACACUUGAAUAACAUAAUGAACUCUUCUCUCCAAAACUCUUAUUUGUCGUUCAAAACCAAAGGUAUCGACUUUAAUAAACGGAGGCUAUGAUGCCAUUGCAGAAGCUCCGCCUUGGAAUCAUUGACGUCAACAGGUGUAGUAACAAGGAGGUGGUGAUGAAGUUUCGCAGAAACUGAAUUCUAUGUUUCUUUGUUGAGGAAAGAAGUCGAAGAAGCUUUCACAGCCUUUGUUGGGAAAAAAACUCAUCGAAGAGACCAAGAACUGUUCAGAAGCAAGUGUAUGUAAUGUUUCCUUCUCUCUUUCCCUCUGUAACACAAUGAAUGUUAUAGCUUGCUUUGUUUCUUAACAUUAUCGCUCCUGGUUGCUGACUCUUUUUCGCGGAUUGUGGCUAACAGAGAAAUUAACACAGACCCUUAUGAGGAAACAUUAUCAAAGGGAUCCUGAUGGUGAUAUCGCUCAAGGCUGGUUCCUAGAUUACUUUUACGGUUUUACGAAUGCGUGCCACUUGCGUAUGAAACAGGAGGAAUGCAACUUGGGAUCUUUCUCCCGUUUGAUUUUUCAACAAAGAAAUCUCAACGUUUACUAUGAAGAGAAGCUUUUCGAUCUGACACUGGGGCAAUGUCUUAGGCUCUUAGCAUUGGAACUGAGCUACAAUCUUCAAAUUUCGCAUAUUCCUGGAGACGGAGAGAGGUACUUAGGAAAAAUAGAGUUUCGACGAAUCUAUUGGAGAGUCAGAGAUAUUCGUCUAUAUUGUAUGUGCGUAUGUAGAAGUAUAAAAAUAUUUAGAACUCAAAUACUUAGCAAAACUAAUUGAAAAUCAAGUUGAACUAACUAAUUGAAAACCAAGUUGCACUGAGUUAAGGAAACAAUCGGAGGAUGAGAAAUAGAGAGAUACUAUUUUCUGGAUUUUGCGUUCUGUUUGUAUACUUAUUUUAAACGGUGGAAAAAAGAGUUUCCAAAUUGAAAGGAAGAUAACUGAUAAGUUUUUGGUUCUUACCGAUAUAUUAUUUGUUUCAAUGGGGUAGAUUGAAGAAGUCCAUUUUUUU
This is a messenger RNA of Eruca vesicaria subsp. sativa (arugula), 1858 nucleotides long. Lineage: Eukaryota; Viridiplantae; Streptophyta; Magnoliopsida; Brassicales; Brassicaceae. The record is from the annotation of a GenBank genome assembly.